Linum tenue is the source of this 1995-nucleotide messenger RNA. Lineage: Eukaryota; Viridiplantae; Streptophyta; Magnoliopsida; Malpighiales; Linaceae. The record is from the annotation of a GenBank genome assembly.
AUUUAUUUAUUUAUUAUUCUUUUAGUUGCUUAUUUUGCUCAUCCACAAAGGAAAGCUUCGAUUCUGGAUGUAACGUCCACGUCACUUCCGAUGCGCCAUUUCUCUCCCUUCCGGCCGUCGAUCGCAUAAAAGCCAGGAAGGAUAGACCACCGCGACGCGCCGUUUAUGAAUCGCUUAGCUCGCCAAGUUAGCCCUUUUAACUCGCUCCACCCAUCCCGCCUCUCCGCCACCACCGCCACCGCCACCGCCACGGUGGUCACUUGUAAAUUAAGCUCCCGCCGCGCCCACAAUUCACUCACUUCCCAUCCCGCCGCCCGAUUUCCGCGCCGAGUUCUCCCUCAGGCCUCCGCCUUGGCGUUCUUCGCCACCCGACCCGCCAAUUCCCCGAACCCUUCCGCAGUGAUGGACCCGACCCCGCCGGAAUCAUCGGAGGCGCCGCAACGUUCCGGGGAGGACUUUGUCCACGUCGAUAACCCCGAUCCUAGCGGCGGGGCACUGAGCGACAGCAUCGUUAAUGUUGCUGAUGAGCUGAGGGACGAGGGAGAAUCGGUGGUGGCCUCGGCGGGGACUGCCGCCGGUGAGGCUGAGCCUGAUGAGAGGACGGAAGCCCCCGAGGAGCUCUCGAGAGCUGUGGUGCUGACUUGUGAGUCCAAAGCUGAAACUGGGUCCUGCGAUGUCUACUUGGUCGGCACCGCUCAUGUUUCAGAGGAAUCGUGCAGAGAAGUCGAAGCUGUAAUCCGUUACUUGAAACCAGAGGUAGUCUUUCUGGAAUUGUGCUCUAGUCGUGUGAGUGUGCUUGCACCUCAGAAUUUAAAGGUCGCUAGUCAGCUUGAGGUAUUUCCCGGCUCUGAGUUCCGUGUGGCAUUUGAAGAAGCCAAAAAGUAUGGUGCUAUUGUGAUACUUGGCGAUCGUCCUGUACAGGUAACAUUGCGAAGAACAUGGUUAAAAAUGCCACUUUGGCAUAAGGCAAAACUGGUGUACUCAUUACUCUUUCAAGCUGUCUUCUUAGCAAGUCCACAGGACCUUAAGAAAAUGCUCAAGGAGAUGGAUGAUGUUGACAUGUUGACUCUUGUGAUUCAAGAAAUGAGCAAGCAGUUUCCCACUCUUAUGGAAACCCUAGUGCAUGAGCGAGAUCACUUCGACAUCCAUUAUUAUGAGUCUUGGAUCAUUGCCCCAUCCUCUGCUCAUUUGCUUGGUUUUGCUAGAUGGUUUCUGCUUUAUAUGGAUUCUUAUCCUUUUCAAUUCGCCUAUAGGUACAUGGCAUCCAUGUUACAUAGAUACGCCUGUGAGCACUCAUCUGUGGUUGCCGUGGUGGGAAGAGGACAUCUUCAAGGAAUUAAGAAGAAUUGGCAGCAACCCGUAUCGAUGGAAGAUCUUCUGGAAAUUCCUACCCCUAAACCAAAAGUUUCAGCAUUGAAGGUUAUUACCUCCCUAGGUGUUGGCGCGGCUAUCAUAUCGGGCAUUUACCUUGCCCGCAAGAAAUAGCACCAGGCCAGGAGUUUGUUAUUGAUCUAUACAAAGAAUACAGAACGGCGAACCAGUCGUCUGACCCUUCUGUACCUGUUUUCCCCCCUUUUUUGUUUCUUCCUUUGCUGAAAUAACAUUAUCCGAUUUACCAUUCUAGCUGUUGAGGUCUUGAGGAUUAGUUUAUUGUAGUCGUCCGUGAUACAUGAAUCUUGCUCGAGAGCGUUCCAUUCAUAAUAGCUGAUUUCUUGUAUACUAACUUAACCAUAAAGGGGUAUGUUUGUUUACAUGAUGUUCACAAAAGAGAGCUUGUGAUGUUAUUAAAAUCCGUGAGACAAGGAUUCUGGACACGGUUUUUUGACGAGCCUGCAAACGAGACUUAAGCUGGGGAGACAGGCAGCAAGUAACUCAGGUGUGCUAUGCAACUCACUGUUACAAUCUCGGUUACCCCGUUUGUGAAGCACAUGGUAUCGUGUAUUCAGACUUGUGCAAACGACUCCCCUUAUGAGUUGAAUGGCUUCCGUUUGAGGG